Molecule: messenger RNA, 6899 nt
Organism: Ruditapes philippinarum (Manila clam)
Lineage: Eukaryota; Metazoa; Mollusca; Bivalvia; Venerida; Veneridae
Exons: 43
Biological process (GO): homophilic cell-cell adhesion
Cellular component (GO): plasma membrane
Molecular function (GO): protein binding; calcium ion binding
Source: RefSeq, a predicted model, not a curated record
GAACUUGAGUAAUAAUCAAUUGUCUUACAUUCAAGGAGGCUCAUUUAGUCAAUUUCCAUCAUUGAAAAUAUUAGAACUUCACCAGAAUUCAUUGAGCACAAUAAAUGUAAACAUCUUCAAAGAUUUACCUGCCCUUGUUCAUCUUGACCUGCACGCCAACAACAUACAGCACCUUACAAGUAAAGCAAUCGAGAACAUUUCAUUGCUCAAAGAGCUACGACUGCAUUCCCAGAAAACACCCAUGGAGUCAAUUGCUUACAAUGCUUGGUCUGGUAUUGAUAAUCUCAUAGAGUUAUUUGUUAGUAGUAACAAUUUGGCGACAUUUCCACACCAAGUUCUUUCAGAGUCAACUUAUCCUAAUCUAGUAGUGAUGCAUGCCGAUAAUAAUCUAAUAACAAACAUAACAAAAUAUGGAGAAGAAGCGUUCCCAGAAAAUCAGUAUUCUCUACACAGACAAAGACUCACGACGUUUGUACCGUUCUCAGCCAUUCCCGCAACACAAUAUCUUAAUCUACACCACAAUUUAAUAACAACUAUCAACACAACGGAUUUAUGUGAGUUACAAGAUCUACAAGAGCUGUACUUACAGAACAAUCUUUUACGAGAAUCCAAGAUGGAUGUUGACUGUUUCGCGUGUCUUCCAGUACUUUACUAUCUACAACUAGCAGCUAAUUUGAUACAGUACGUGCCAGAUUGUGUCAAAUCUUCAGAUGUGCUCCCUUUCAUAGGGGUACUUAUACUCAAUGGCAACAAGAUUACAUUUCUGGAAAGUGGUGCAUUCACGAAUUUAACCACAGUUAAACAUCUGUACAUCACUUACAACAACAUCCUUGCUAUAGAAAACGAUGUGUUUCCAACAAGCGUAUUCCAUUUGAGACUGAACAACAACGAAUUCCGAUUUCUUCACAAGUACCCUUUUCAAAACCUGACCAAUUUGUAUAUCUUAACGCUACAUAGUAACGAAAUACAAUACAUUCCAGACUAUGCAUUUAUGGGAUGUGCAUCUUUGGAUUAUUUAUAUAUAAACAAUAACAACAUUGCUCAGUUGAAGAAAAACUUCCUUGAAGACGCACCAUUGGAAGGCAAUUUUUCUGCCGCAAACAAUGAUAUCGGAUGGAUAGAGGAUGGUACAUUUGCACAUAUAUCAUCCAUGAAACUUUUCGAUCUUUCAAAUAAUAAGCUGACUUUAUUACCAAAUGGAGGCGAUUUUCACGACCUUACUGUUACACUCUGGCUGGACCUGUCCAACAACAGAAUCAAUAUUCUCAAAACAGAUAAUUUCAAAAACUUAGUUCUUGGAGAUUCGUUCGAUUUAUCUGGGAACCAGAUAACAGAAAUUGAGAGUUAUGCAUUCAACGGUUUAACAGCCUCGAAUCUUCAUCUUACAAACAAUCCUUUGAGUAAACUGAAUUCGUACUCCUUGCAUAACCUACAAAUUUCAGACAAUAUAAACAUGCAAGGUUUAUCUUUUACAACCAUACCUACGAUGUCAUUUGUUUCGGUAACGGCCGCAAAUGUUUACUUAGGUUCUGGUAUAAUAUCAGACAUAGAAGAAACUGCUUUCAACGAUUUCCAGGUUACUAAUCUCGACCUAAGUGGCAAUCAGUUAUCCAUCAUUGGAAGUACUAUGUUUGGAGGAACUUCGUACGUAUCCAACAAUUUCUUUUUGAACGGGAACGGGAUGUACGGUAUAAGUUUUGAUGCAUUUGAAAACUGCGGCAUGAAAAAUAUUUAUCUCGGAAACAACGCUUUCACAUUGUUUCCACAAGUGAUCCAAACGAAGCUUUUCGAGAUAAUAGAUUUGACAGAUAACGAUAUAACAGAGAUUCCGACAGGCUAUCUUGCUGGACAAACUGUUCUUGGAGAACUAUAUUUGGCUAAUAAUCAACUAGAAUACCUAGAGAAUGGUGUUUUUGAUGAUUUGGGAGCCAUGCGUAUUCUGUCAAUUGCUAGCAACAACUUGAACACACUACCUGAAGGACUUUUUUCAAACAUGACAAUCCUGGAGGAGCUGUAUUUGUCAGAUAACUCAAUGACGCACUUACAUUCUCUUGGUGAUAAACUAAACCUUCAGAUAGUCAAUGUUGGUAGUAACAGUAUUGGAACUUUGGCUAAUUCAGCCUUUAGUGGUCUAACUAGACUUGAAGAAUUAAACUUGGGAAACAAUCCAUUAGAAUGCUCGUGUCAGUUGGUAUCAGCAUUGGAACCCAUAGCUUCAUCUGUGACUUCAGGAACAUGCAGUCAUAACGACCUUGCUAAUGGUGCCACGUUUGCAGCUGGUUCAUCAGAUUCACCAAGCUACUUUCUCUCAGUUAAUAACACCUUCUUCCAAUGCAGUGGUGAAAAUGUUGUUAGUAGCGGUGUCACUCAAACUGAGUUCACAUUGACAUGGGACCAGCCUGAAUAUACUUAUUUCACAUUGAAUGACAGUGUAGAGUUUCCUUACCUGACCGGACCUGUGGAGUACACAGUUAUAUGCAGCAGUGCUUCUGGAACAACAUUAACCGACCUGGUGGCCGACGAUGAAGCUGUAAAUGGAUCUACUUCAUUUAAUGUAACAUUCGCGGAGGCUGACGGAGUGCUACCUGGAACAGCCUACGAGUGCUCCGUGAAAACUACAAUAGAUGGUCAAGACAGCGCAAAGAGUCCGCCGGCAGUAUUCGUCACACCUGAUGGAACAGGAACAAUUACACCAGCUGGUCCAAAUGAUAUAGAAAUUAUUGCAAAGUUUUACGACUUUAGUAAACUUCACGCGGACUUUGAUGACUUGGAAUAUAUCACAAUAUCCAAUCCAAGCUACGUCGAUAGUCCAUAUGGGGCUUGGCUUUCUGCAUCAAGCACACCCACUAGUGAUACAUUUUCAACAUGGUAUAGAGAAGAUGAUGUGAAUAAUAAUAAUAUUGAAAUAAAUGGGUCUCUCAUUCUAAGAGAACAAACAGGGACAAUUAAAAGAUAUUAUUCGGAUGCAUAUUUCCCAGCAGAUGGAUCAGGUUUUCUGUCUCAAUCUCAACAAGAUUGUAACGGCCAGUAUCAUAACUUUGGAUUCACGACUGCGGUACGAACAGGGAUUGUUUUUGCAGGAACAGAGAAAAUAACGUUAGCUGGUGGAGAAGCCAUGUGGUUUUACAUUAAUAAAAUCAGGAUGUUUGAGUUUGUAUCAGUAGGAUCGUCAACCACCCCAUGCUAUGUUAUAGAUCUGUCAAAUGCUCUUGCACCAGAUGGCAUAGCUCACUUGCAAGAAGGAACUUUAUCUGGAGAGUCAUGUACAAGUUUGUCAGCAGCAACUAAUAUAAGUCUUCCAUUGGAGAUCGGCGUAACGUAUCAUAUGGACAUCUUCCAUGCUGAAACACGACGCUGUAACUCAGAGUUACUAUUUGAAGUAGAAGAUACGACCUUCAGCCUAGACAAAACUGUUGACCUUCCUAUUGAUUAUUCGGUCUCGUGGAACGAAGAUGCGCAGAUAGGAGAAAUCCUAGCGGAAGUUAAUCUUAUAGACGACUUCUCAACUGGCUCCUACAGUAUUUCGUUAUAUAAAGGAAAUGAGGGGCGUCGGUUUACAAUUCAACCAGCUUCAUACACAUUUACUGCAUCUUCUGUACCAGCGCCAAAUUAUACAACAAUUACAGAUAUAGAGGGAAACACUGUCAGUUAUGUCGAAUGCAGUGCCGCUUCACCUCUAGUAUCCAUGGCUAACGACGCGUCAACAGAAUUGUUUUCGGUAUCUACGACGUCACUCUUCGUUUCGCUUGCAGACGAGUUAGAUUAUGAAGUCACGAAAGAGUACUACCUUUUGUUAUCUGUAAUUGAUGACGGUAAACCUUUGACAGGCUACAUAGCUGUGCGGAUCAUCAUUGUUGAUGUGAAUGAUAAUUGUCCAAUUUUAUCUCCGACAUCAUUUUCCUUGACUCCUGAACCAGUGUUACGAGAACCAGCGUUUACAACAUUUAAUGUAUCAGAUGCAGACAGUGGUGAAAAUUCUAAUAUCCAUUAUGUUGUUUCCAGUGUUACUGAGGACCCACCUGCGAAUUACGACGGCUCGGAAGAUCUCUGGGGUGUAGUAUAUAUAGAAUAUACGUCACUGUUAUUUAAUGUAAUUGCAAUGGACAAUGGUACUGUACCGUUUGGAAUGACCGCUGCUAUAAAUAUCACCGUGAGCAACACUUGUGUUUUAGAUGUAUUUUUCGGGAAGAUCAGGUACAUGUUUCAUGUCAAUGACACAACAGGAGAAAUGACAUUGAGAAUACCUGGAUACUGGAUGUAUGAAUUUAAAUGUGAUGACGUAAUUGGACUUACAACUGGUACAGUGUUAGAUAACAUGUUGUCAGCUUCGACAGUUUCUAAUCCGGAUUCAACUCACGCCGGGAGAGCUCGAGUCAAUCAUAUUGAAAAUACUUACAGUCGUUUAGCUGGUGCAUGGGUUGCAGGCGUUCUUGACACGAACCAGUAUGUUGAAGUUGAUAUGAACAUGCCAUAUCGUUAUACAGCGGUUUAUAUACAAGGUAGAUCGGACGCUGAUGAAUGGGUGACAUCUUUCAAGUUACUGUAUUUUGAUGAGGAAACUUCAGUUUGGACAACUUAUACGGAUGCUUUAGGAUCCGAUACUUUUGUUGGCAAUACUGACAGAACGACUGUUGUAAGAUACGACCUUGACCCCGUGAUACUGAGUAACAAAGUACGAGUUAACCCACAAACAUGGUCUGGGAAUAUCGCCAUGAGGAUAGAGUUUGAGGGCUGUCCACAAGCAGAACAACUGUUUUAUGACGUGAGCUGUCAACGAUGUGAGACUACAUAUUACUGUGAAGGUGAGGGUGUUCAGAAAUUGUGUGGUAGAUGUGAAGAUGCUAACGCCACGUGUGAUAAAAACCCAGUAGAACAUUCGUUUGGAGUACAGUCGGAAUGUUCACCUUGUCCGACUGGAUGGAUAUGUGAAAAUGGAUACGCAACUCCGUGUGAUUUAUAUCACUAUGAAACGUGCACAAAUACGUCAUGUCCGGCGUCGUGCACCCAGUGUGAGCCAGGAUAUGCUUGCUAUCUCGGGAUUAGAAGAAUUUGUUUGCCGGGGUCAUACUCAGACGGAUUUCAAGAGCAUUGUGUAUCCUGUGACGAAGGAUUUUAUCAAGAUUUAGAAGGUCAGAGCACUUGUAAAAGCUGUAGCCCAGGCUAUUAUAGUGCAAGACGAAUGGAUGGGUGCGAGAAAUGUGAACCAGAAGAAUAUAGUACAGGAAUAAAAUGCAUUGCAUGUGCUGAUGCUACUGAAUGUCCGUGUCUUGAUGGCGACAAGUGUUAUUCUGAAUCCUAUUGUUACAAUACAGGAUCAGGAGGGUACGGAUGUACAGCUUGCGAGGCGGGUUUGACGGGCGAUGGUACAACAUGUACAGAUGUAGAUGAGUGUACAGUUUAUCAGCCAUGCUUCCAAGAUCGUUGCAUCAACACUGAGCCGGGAUAUCAGUGUCUAGAAUGCCCUACAGGAUAUACUGGGACAUUUGAAGAUGCCUACUCUCACGAUAAAUACUUGCGUGUAUUUAUAUAUCGGAAUUUGGACAAAUCGAACUUUACAUACCAAGAAUGUGAGGACGUGGAUGAAUGUGCAACAGAUAAUGGCGGAUGUGAUCCACGCAUGGAGUGUGUCAAUACCAUCGGAAGCUACUAUUGUGGUUUUUGUUCAGUUGGAUAUAUAGGGACCAAUAGGAGUGGCUGUUACCUUGACAACUUUUGUGUAUCUGGCGCCCAUGACUGUACAGAUUUAGCUGACUGUGUAUAUCUCGGUCCUGCACAGUACAAAUGUGUGUGUAAGCCGGGUUACGCAGGGAACGGUAAUAAGUGUGGCCCUGACACUGAUAUGGAUGGAUUUCCUGACAGCGGGCUACCAUGUAUAGAAUGGGGAUGUCGUAAAGAUAACUGUGGAGUCGUUCCGAAUAGUAUGCAGGAAGAUACAGAUGGUUUAGGCUUUGGUGAUAAUUGUGAUGAUAAUGAUGACCGCGAUAACAGAUAUGAUUAUGAGGAUAAUUGCCAAUUUGUGGAUAAUAAUGACCUUCUGGAUACAGACGGCGAUGGUGUUGGUGACGCGUGUGACAAUUGUCCUAAUGACGGUAGCUCAAUAAGCCAGGCUGAUGCGGACGGAGAUGGAGUAGGUGACUUAUGCGAUACUGAUGACGAUGAUGACGGAAUUCUUGAUGGCUCUGACAAUUGUCCGCUUGUUGCCAAUGUUGGACAAGAAGACACAGACAGUGAUGGUGUUGGCGACGCCUGUGAUAAUUGUCCUAGUACAUCAAACUCCGCACAGACAGACUCAAAUGCUAAUUUCUAUGGUGAUUCUUGUGAUGCUGUUGGUGCAUCAAAUAUCGAUGAGGAUGGUGACAGUAUACCAGAUUUAUUCGAUAAUUGUCCGUCUUAUAUGAAUGGCGAUCAGGCCGACACAGAUAACGACGGCAUAGGAGAUUUAUGUGACACGGAUAUUGACGGGGAUGGCGUUGAUAAUGAUAACGACAACUGUCCGUUUUAUAGUAACGCAGAUCAAACUGAUGAUGACGGAAACCGCGUGGGUGAUAUAUGCGAGUUGGACUUGGAUGCUGACGGAGUCAAUAAUCAAAAUGAUUCAUGUCCUUAUAAUUUAGCACUGCGUGAAUCCUCAUUUAAAGACUAUUUUACUGUAGAUUUAUAUCCUACACUUUCAACGACAACCCCAGUUUGGCUUGUUAAGAACAAUGGAGGUGAAGUGAUGCAGACAACUAAUACUGAGAUGCCCACGAUGCUUAUAGGUACCCAAUCUUAUGGCGCAAUUCAAGUAUAGAGGGACUUGGUAUACUGACCACGAAGAAUGCUGAUGCGUAUUUCGGCUUUGUGUUCGGCUAUGCAAAUAACAGGAAGUUCUACGUUGUGAUGUGGAAAGGCAAACACUA